This is a messenger RNA of Labeo rohita (rohu), 1797 nucleotides long. It is a transcript of the gene l2hgdh, whose product is annotated as L-2-hydroxyglutarate dehydrogenase. The transcript has 10 exons. NCBI's taxonomy places the organism in Eukaryota, Metazoa, Chordata, Actinopteri, Cypriniformes, Cyprinidae. Bases 132 to 1481 code for a protein of 449 amino acids. Gene Ontology annotation, molecular function: (S)-2-hydroxy-acid oxidase activity; (S)-2-hydroxyglutarate dehydrogenase activity. The record is from RefSeq and is a predicted model, not a curated record.
GAAGGACAGCUUUAGCGCUCUAUCAGACAGAUUACUUUAACCGAGAAUAAACCGUAGCAGGUCAGCGAUGAGCACUAUGAUUACACGGUUAUAAUAAGUUUUUGGGGAAAAGUGAAAACGUAAUUUGUGGAAUGAUGAUACGAACUUUCGGUACCGGAUCUGUGUGCGCCCUUUUAUUGUCACAGGGAUCAAAGUAUGCAACGUGCAGAGCUGCACACCUCCACAACGGCUCAUUUGAUGUGGCUAUUGUUGGUGGAGGGAUUGUUGGACUGGCCUCUGCCAGAGAGUUGAUCCUCAGGCACCCAAACCUCACCUUUACCCUGCUGGAGAAAGAAAAUGAGCUUGCUCUCCAUCAGACAGGCCAUAACAGUGGUGUGAUCCACUCUGGGAUUUACUACACACCAGGCUCUCUGAAGGCUAAGCUUUGUGUUCGUGGAGCCAUGCUAACAUAUCAGUACUGUCAGAAGAAAGGUGUGCCUUAUAAGAAAUGCGGCAAGCUUAUCGUAGCUGUGGAGAGAGAAGAGAUUCCCCGUCUGAAAGCUCUAUAUGAGCGCGGUCAGGUGAACAAUGUACCAGAUCUCCGUCUGAUUGACGCCAAGGCCAUCCGAGAGAAAGAGCCAUACUGCAGGGGCAUCAUGGCAUUGGACUCUCCCAACACAGGGAUUGUUGACUGGCGGAUAGUAGCUCUGACCUACGGUAAGGACUUCCAGGAAGCAGGUGGCACUGUGAUUACUGACUUUGAAGCAUCUGACAUUAAGGUGGCAGCAGAAAGCCCAGCUGGGAGUGCUGAAGGGCUGAAAUAUCCCAUCAUCAUCAAAAGCUCACAGGGGAAGGAGGUGAGGUGUCGGUUUGUGUUGACGUGUGGAGGCCUUUACUCUGAUCGGUUGUCUGAGAUAUCUGGCUGUGGUUCAGAGCCCCGUAUCGUUCCCUUCAGAGGAGAUUACCUGGUGCUCAAGCCAGAGAAAAACUACCUGGUCAAGGGAAACAUCUACCCUGUGCCAAACCCACGGUUCCCAUUUCUUGGAUUCCAUUUCACUCCUCGUAUGGAUGGCAGCAUCUGGCUUGGACCAAAUGCUGUUUUGGCUUUUAAACGAGAGGGGUAUAGUCUCUUUGACUUCGACACGCAAGACUUCGUUAAUGCGAUCUCCUACAGGGGUCUGCAGAGGCUGGUAAUGAAGAAUAUUGUGUAUGGAAUGGGGGAAAUAUAUAGAGGUGUGUUUACCAGUGCUCAGGUAAAGAACCUGCAGAAGUUUAUACCUGAACUGAGCACUAGUGACGUCCUCAGGGGGCCAUCAGGUGUGCGUGCACUGGCUUUGGAUGCUGAAGGAAACCUGGUGGAUGAUUUUGUGUUUGACGGUGGGAAGGGAGAGCUGGGCAGCCGGAUUCUCCACAUACGCAAUGCACCGUCACCUGCUGCGAGCUCCUCCAUGGCGAUCGCUGAGAUGAUUGCAGAUGAGCUAGAGAAAAGAUUUCAACUGUAGACAUACCUCAGAUGACAUUGCCAUAACCUUGAUUACACUCUUACACUUAAAUUCAGAGUAUAAAAGAAUAAUUAUAGAAUGAAUUUUACUUUUAUAGUAGUGUGGAACAGUAAUAAUGUGAUAUUUCUGGUGCUCUUUUGAAAGUAAUGCAGAUUUUAGAAAAUGUUGGGUAACGGUUAUUAUGUCUUUGUAAAUCUGAUUAUUCAUGAGGAAAAAGAACUGCCUUAAAGUAAUUUACAAAGGUAGUUGCCUCUUAAAAGAAUGCGUUCACUCUAUAUUUGAAUUUGUAAAAAUAAAGCAUGAAAACUCUUUUUAA